AUGUCCCCAGUCUCGAGCGCCACAACAAUUAAGCAGCAGUACGAGCAUACGCAGGUUCAAUUUUCCAUGCAAACUCUUGUGCAACGCAUUAACGAUCUCACCGCAUAUCUGGGUGCACAUGCGGAUGGCGUGGAAACAGUCAUUCAGGAUCACGACAAGCUUGUUCGGAAAAACGAGCGCAGGAAACAGCUGAUGAAGGAGAAAGAUAACAAGAUCCAAGCGCUCCAGGAAACGGUCACUUCAAACCUGACUAGUUAUGAAAGAAGACAUGCAUCAUUCUUGCACGAAAAGGCGGAUUUGACGGCACGCCAUUCCCUUGAGACGGCCAAGCUACAAGCUGAAUUGGCCGAGUGGAAACGGAAAUCAGCUCAGCUUACACAAGAAGUGGACAAGGCAAAGAACGACGCUGAGCUUGCGAAAACGCAGCUCGACGUCGCCGUUCAAACUUUAGCACAAUGGGAGCAGUACACGUCCCAUAUGCAGCCGCUGGACCGGGAUAAGAUGGUAUCGAGGAUCGAUGAAUUUUUCGACAUUUUCAACAAGACCAUCCAAGCAUGUUUUAUUCCCGAUCUUUCUGCCGACAUCCUUGUCAAACGCGAUGUGUGGAGUAACGGCCUCAAGCAACUCGGGAUACAGAUCUGCGACAUGCCGUUCGAGAUCCCGCCUCUGAACACGAAACUGGCUAAAUUACUCCGUGUGGCUGCAGCGAUGCACGUCAUCUCGUCGGAGCUGACGACGCACGUCUUCCAGCCGUGCUACAUACCGGGGUCAACAGACCAGAGCGCGACUUUGCAACAGAUGAUGAGAAGCCGAUUCGAAGCCGGCUCCAAGCAGAGACAACUGAUGCGCGCGUUCUGGCUAGGAAGCAACAGCAAGACUCAAGAAGAGCUAGGCCGAGUGAUGCACGAGCGGAGCUUGACUGCUCGAGACAUGGUGGUCAGAAAACUCUCCUUCAUGUGUAAUGACGGUGACGGCGACGGCGACGGCAGCAGUGGCAGUGGCAGUGGCAGCAGCACAGGUCUCGCAAGUAGGCUCGAGGAGAUGUUCACCGAGGCCGCCAAGCUGUGGACGAGCAUGCAGUAUAGCAGUGGUGACGAUGAAGUGCAAGCCGUCGUGUGUGGCAACGACUCGGAGCCGUCGGGUUGGAAAUGGGAGUAUUUGGACUACUUUGGCCAGCCUCUGGACCUGCCGAACAGGAAGCUAUUGCUGUUUCCGGGCUUCAACCUCGUUGAUUCCGGGGCCGCCUUGUACGCCGGCAAUGCCCUGUUCACCGACCAGAAGUGUGUGGUCGAUGCGGAAUCCGAGUACCGCCGCAACGCGCCGACGCCGAGAGCAGAGCGAUCGAACCGCACCGGCAGUUCGAGCGGGUUGUCUCCCACCAUAAGACGCCUGUCACUGUCUUUUGGGAGUCCGUCGACUUCGACUUCGACUUCGAGCCCCCAGGAGUUGAAGUCCAAAUCCUCCGAGGUGAACGACGCCAUCGUCAGGACCAAGUAG
This is a messenger RNA of Capronia epimyces CBS 606.96, 1497 nucleotides long. RefSeq lists its product as uncharacterized. The record is from RefSeq and is a predicted model, not a curated record. The transcript has 3 exons. The coding region runs from base 1 to 1497 and encodes 498 amino acids. NCBI's taxonomy places the organism in Eukaryota, Fungi, Ascomycota, Eurotiomycetes, Chaetothyriales, Herpotrichiellaceae.